AUGUCAUACUACGACGUGGACGCGAUCUUGACAGACUCGCAGAAACUACCGUGUACAUUUGAACUCGAUGUGCCAGGGUUGGGCUAUCUUGAUGGAAAUGCAGGCCAGACGAUCAAAGCAGGCUCCAAGAUCGAUCUGCCCAUGUGGUUGGGGAUUCUGCUUGCGGUUUCGAGCGGAAACACACCUGGAGCGACUCCGCUGGUGUCGUUAGAUUUCCCAGAGCCACUUCAACAGCGCGUCAUCAAUGCUCUCAAGGCAGAUCCCAAAUCGGUAGACCUACGAGUCCAAGCGCCACACUUCUACGCGCUCGGUGCCCGGAUCAUGGACUUGUUCGAGGACCAAGACGUCCUGGAUACGCUGGUUGAUACAUUCAAACAACGUGCGGCCGAGAUCGCGGAUCACGCUCAUCACGCUCGUGGUGCGUUGGGAGAAGGCGCGGAGUUUCUGCGGGGCCUGGACGAAAGUGAGCGGCAGAUCUUCAAGGCUGCUCAUGAGGGUUCUAAAGCCGUGAGAGUAUGGACGCAGGAUUUGAAGAAGAAUACUUGA
Molecule: messenger RNA, 546 nt
Organism: Exophiala aquamarina CBS 119918
Lineage: Eukaryota; Fungi; Ascomycota; Eurotiomycetes; Chaetothyriales; Herpotrichiellaceae
Product: DNA replication complex GINS protein psf3
Exons: 4
Coding region: 1-546 (181 amino acids)
Biological process (GO): mitotic DNA replication initiation
Cellular component (GO): GINS complex
Source: RefSeq, a predicted model, not a curated record